Molecule: messenger RNA, 516 nt
Organism: Penicillium alfredii
Lineage: Eukaryota; Fungi; Ascomycota; Eurotiomycetes; Eurotiales; Aspergillaceae
Exons: 2
Coding region: 1-516 (171 amino acids)
Source: RefSeq, a predicted model, not a curated record
AUGGGUCUCAUCAAAACCGGCAUUGCUCUUGCGGGCGCAUAUGGCCUGAUGAAGGCCGGAUCCAAAGCAGCCAAUGAACACGAGGACAAGCGCAACCAGCGCUAUCGGCAGCAACAACAACCCCCAUACACCCAGCAGCCUCCAUACGAGCAUCCCGGUCCCCAAGGGUACUAUGGCCCCAAUCCCAACAAUCCACCGCAGUCAUCUCCAUACGCCCACUAUCAUGGAUAUCCCCACGGCCAGGCAUAUCCUCAGGGUCACGGGCAGGGAACCGGUUCCCGGGCUAUUACCGACUAUCCAAGUCAUGGUCAGAACUAUAGCCCCAACUAUAGUCACCAACAACCAUAUCCCCAACAGCCCUACCCGUCUGGUUACCAGAAUCCUCCAAUGAAUUAUAGUGGCCACUCCAACUAUCCUCCGCCUGCCUAUGAGCCAGGACCUGGAUACAACGCAGCCAACAAGCCAGAGAAAUCCCCGGCUGGAACCGCCCAGCAAUACAACAGAGACUGGAGGUGA